UGCUCCUGUUCAGUCAGUAAGCAGCAGCAACCAGUGUGAGCAGAUCUGGGAGAGGGAGUGGUUGGAGCAAACCCAGCAGCAGCAGCAACAGUAGUGUCUGUCCAUCUCCUGGCUUUUGAAGAACGCUUUUUCCCCCCCCCCCCCGUCUAUUUUUCCCCUUGAGAAAAACAACAAUCAGAAAUCCACUUAUGAUUGAUCUUUUUGUAUCUGUGUAUGUAUGUGACUGGAAUCCCCUGCCGCUGCAGGGAAAGAGAGAUAUAAGGAGGCGACCAGCAACGAUCUAUUCGAAAGAGAAGUAAAGGAAGAACUAUUCUACGGCUUUUUUUUUUAAUUUAAAAGUCCCCUUCUGAACACAAGAUUGGGGGAGAGAAACGAAAGGGACAUUUUAAAACAAACCAGUCCAUUAUUUUAUUUCUCCUUCUCCCUCCCCUCCCCUCAGGAUUAUAAACCUGACUGAUGGGAAUUUGCUCUGGGGAUUAUUAAUUUGUCCGUGCGUCAGUUGUUGUGGAGAUUGUGAGAAGUGUUGAGAAGAAGCUUUUCUCUCUCUCUCUCUCUCUCUCAGAAAGCUGUCGGUUGCCAUGGCGGCUCCGGGCCUGGCGGAGGGCCUGCUCCUCCUCCGCCGCCGCGGCCUUUCCCUCUCCUCCCGCUGCUAAAGCCAUGGCCCGGGGAAACGCCUCCUCCUCCUCCUCUUCUUCUUCCUCCUCCUUCACCGCCACCUCCAGCCGCCGGCACUCCGCGGCCCUGCUGAAGAUGGAUCCCGUCAUCAUCCCCAUCGACGCCGAGACCAUCUGCGACAGCAAUGACCAGCGCAUGUGGUGGGCCUUCCUCGCCUCGUCCAUGGUCACCUUCUUCGGCGGCCUCUUCAUCAUCCUCCUGUGGAGGACCGUCCAUUACCUGUGGGCUGUCUGCUGUCACUGCGGCCUCAAGAAUAAGGAUGCGCAAAAAAUCGGCAUCAACGCGGGUAACCAGUCAGAUGAUACUCUCCAAGACCUGGAUGAGAAGGAAGAAAUUCCACAAGGGGAAGUGGGCUGGAUGACUUCUGUAAAAGACUGGGCAGGUGUCAUGAUAUCUGCCCAAACUCUCACCGGCCGAGUUCUUGUGGUCUUGGUUUUUGCUCUCAGCAUUGGUGCUCUUGUAAUAUACUUCAUAGAUUCUUCAGACCCAAUAGAAUCCUGUCAGAAUUUCUAUGAAGAUUUCACGUUGCAGAUUGACAUGGCAUUCAAUGUAUUCUUCCUACUCUACUUUGGACUGCGGUUUAUUGCAGCAAAUGAUAAAUUAUGGUUCUGGUUGGAAGUGAAUUCUGUGGUAGAUUUCUUCACCGUCCCACCUGUCUUUGUGUCUGUCUAUUUGAGCAGAAGCUGGCUGGGCUUGCGAUUUUUAAGAGCCCUCAGGUUGAUACAGUUCUCAGAAAUUUUACAGUUUCUGAAUAUUCUAAAAACAAGCAAUUCCAUCAAGUUGGUGAAUCUGUUAUCCAUAUUUAUAAGCACAUGGCUAACGGGAGCUGGCUUCAUACAUUUGGUGGAAAACUCAGGGGAUCCUUGGGAAAACUUCCAAAAUUCCCAACCACUGACAUAUUGGGAAUGCGUCUACUUACUUAUGGUCACAAUGUCCACAGUUGGUUAUGGAGACGUUUAUGCAAGGACAACUCUUGGUCGUCUUUUUAUGGUCUUCUUCAUCCUUGGUGGCUUGGCCAUGUUUGCGAGCUACGUCCCUGAAAUCAUAGAAUUAAUAGGAAACCGCAAGAAAUAUGGUGGUACCUAUAGUGCGGUUAAUGGAAGAAAGCAUAUAGUUGUGUGUGGACACAUCACACUGGAGAGUGUUUCCAAUUUUUUAAAGGACUUCUUGCACAAGGACAGGGAUGAUGUGAAUGUUGAAAUAGUCUUUCUACACAAUAUUUCCCCUAACCUUGAGCUUGAAGCCCUUUUUAAAAGACAUUUUACUCAGGUGGAAUUCUUCCAAGGUUCUGUCCUGAACCCUCACGAUCUAGCCAGAGUCAAGAUAGAGUCAUCAGAUGCAUGUCUAAUUCUGGCAAACAAAUACUGCCCCGAUCCUGACGCUGAAGAUGCCUCGAAUAUUAUGAGGGUAAUAUCUAUCAAAAAUUACAAUCCAAAGAUAAGAAUUAUAACACAGAUGUUACAGUAUCAUAACAAGGCCCAUCUGCUGAACAUACCCAGCUGGAAUUGGCGAGAAGGGGAUGAUGCAAUCUGCCUAGCUGAACUGAAGCUGGGUUUUAUAGCUCAAAGCUGCCUGGCUCCAGGCCUCUCUACAAUGCUGGCCAACCUCUUCUCCAUGAGGUCGUUCAUCAAGAUUGAGGAGGACACCUGGCAGAAAUACUAUCUCGAAGGGGUAGCAAAUGAGAUGUACACUGAAUAUUUGUCCAGUGCCUUCAUAGGCUUGUCAUUUCCUGCAGUCUGUGAGCUGUGUUUUGUGAAGCUUAAGCUGCUAUUGUUAGCCAUAGAAUACAAAUCGGACACAAGGGAAAGCAGCAUACUAAUCAACCCUGGAAACCACAUCAAGAUCCAUGAAGGCACAUUGGGAUUCUUCAUUGCAAGUGAUGCCAAAGAAGUGAAAAGGGCAUUUUUCUACUGCAAAGCUUGUCACGAUGACAUCACAGAUACGAAAAGGAUUAAGAAAUGUGGCUGCAAGCGACCCAAGAUGUCCAUCUACAAGAGAAUGAAACUCGCAUGUUGUUUUGAUUGCGGACGCUGUGAGCGUGACUGCACUUGCAUGUCAGACAGUGUACAUAGUAACUUGGACACCCUUGAGAGAACCUUCCCACUUUCUUCUGUCUCUGUUAAUGAUUGCUCCACCAGUUUACGUGCCUCUAAAUAUGGCUAUAACGGAUAUAUCAGCUCAAUUCAAGAUGAAAACCCAUCAGCCCUGUCGCCCAAAAAAAAGCAGCGAAAUGGAGGUAUGCGAAAUUCACCCAACAGUUCACCCAAACUGAUGAGGCACGACCCCUUGUCAAUUCCAGGAAAUGAUCAGAUAGAGGAAAUGGACGCCAAUGUGAAGAAAUAUGAUUCCACUGGGAUGUUUCACUGGUGCCCAGCUAAAGAAAUGGAGAAGGUCAUUCUGACCCGGAGUGAAGCUGCCAUGACGGUUUUAAGUGGGCAUGUGGUCGUGUGUAUAUUUGGGGAUAUGAACUCUGCUUUGGUUGGCUUGCGCAACUUAGUGAUGCCUUUACGAGCCAGCAAUUUCCAUUAUCACGAACUGAAGCACAUUGUUUUUGUUGGGACGCUGGAGUACCUAACCAGAGAAUGGGAGACGCUUCACAACUUCCCCAAAGUAUCUAUAUUGCCGGGUACGCCAUUAUGUCGAGCUGAUUUAAGGGCUGUCAACAUCAACCUCUGCGACAUGUGUGUUAUUCUAUCAGCCAAUCAGAACAAUAUCGACGAUUGUUCGCUGCAGGACAAAGAAUGCAUCUUGGCGUCACUCAACAUCAAAUCUAUGCAGUUUGAUGACAGCAUAGGGGUCUUGCAGGCUAAUUCCCAAGGAUUCACACCUCCAGGAAUGGACAGACCUUCUCCUGACAAUAGUCCAGUCCAUGGCCUAGUCCGACAAACAUCAGUCACCACCGGGGCCAACAUCCCAAUGAUGACUGAAUUAGUUAAACCUGGCAAAUUGCUCCCUUUGGUUUCAUUCAGUCAGGAAAAAAACAUUGGAGCCAACAUACCAAUGAUAACUGAGUUGGUGAAUGACUCGAAUGUUCAAUUCUUGGACCAAGAUGAUGAUGAUGACCCAGAUACUGAGCUGUAUUUGACACAGCCAUUCGCGUGCGGGACAGCAUUCGCUGUCAGUGUGUUAGACUCCCUAAUGAGUGCUACAUACUUCAAUGACAAUAUCCUGACUCUGAUACGGACAUUAGUAACAGGGGGAGCCACACCAGAGCUGGAAUCAAUGCUGGCUGAAGAAAAUGCCUUGAGAGGUGGCUACAGCACACCACAAACACUAUCAAACAGAGACAGGUGUCGCGUCGCACAGUUGGCUUUGUAUGAUGGGCCCUUUGCAGACCUUGGGGAUGGUGGCUGUUAUGGAGACCUGUUCUGCAAGGCCUUAAAAACAUACAACAUGCUUUGCUUUGGAAUUUACCGAUUGAGAGAUGCACAUCUACGCACGCACAGUCAGUGUACUAAGCGAUAUGUGAUUGCUAAUCCACAUUAUGAAUUCGAACUAGUCUCAACGGAUGUGAUCUUCUGUUUGAUGCAAUUUGACCAUAAUGCUGGCCAAUCUCGUGGCAGCUUAUCGCACUCGUCUCAUUCCUCACACACUUCCAGUAAGAAAAGCUCGUCUGUGCACUCCAUCCCGACCACCACCAACCGUCCAAACCGCAACAAGACUCGGGAUCUCCGGGAAAAGCAGAAUGCUACAAGGAUGACUAGAAUGAGCCAAGAAAAGAAAUGGUUUACAGAUGAAACUGAUAACACCUUCCCUAGGAACAUUCAGAUCAAACCAAUGAGCACUCACAUGGCUAAUCAAAUCAAUCAGUACAAAUCUACCAGCAGUUUGAUCCCACCCAUCAGAGAGACAGGUGAGGGAUCAUGGACUCUACACCACCAAGAAGAAGUAAUAGUCUGCCCUUGAAAGUUUUCUGCUUGUCCAGCAUGGAAUCACAGGUUUUAUUGGAUUAUUUUGCUGAUGACUUGAAGACAAUCGACACAGACUGAAUAUUAUGGCCAUUUAUGUUUAAAAAUGUAUUAUUUUAUAAAUGCAAUACCUGCCAUCUUCACUUUUGUAGCUUCGCUUACCUUCGGUUUGUGACCAGACUCUUAUUUUUUCGUCUUUUGUUUCCCCUAUGGAGGAUGAAGGUCACAAAAUAUUAGUUCAAUGCACCCAAUCCCUCAACAAAAACAGUUUUUAAAAAACCGUACACUUCUAGCAGCAGCAGAUGAGGCUUCCAAUGUCGUCUGAUAGCGCUAACAUGCUAGUUAUCAGAAUAUAUGCUGUUAUCUAUCCUUGUGUUGAGAUAGGGCGUAGACCAAGUCCUGUAUUAAAGAUUGUUCCACAUUACAACAUUGCCAUCUUUUCAUGAUCCUGUUCUGAUUUAUUUUCUCUGCUAAGAUGAAAGUAAACCUUACAAGGUCUUCUGGGACACAGAACACUGCAAGCCAAGAGCUUUUUUUUCUCCUGAACACGUUUCAUUCUCUCCAUCCUUAAGCUUGUUUUAAAAGGGAAAAAAAAAUUGAUAUACUUCAAAGUAGUUAACACAUGCCAGAGAGAUAGAAGAUCAUUCUUUGCAGUCGAUCCUGGGAGGAUAAAGAGACGAUGUUAACUCAGCAAGGUAGGAAAUAUUAAUGCAGAGUUGUCUGAAGCAAGCCUGCACACAUUGUUUCAAGCAGCUCUUAUUGAUUCCAAAAGUUCAGUUUUGGUUCCUGGUGUGACUCCCCCCCUCCCUUGUAGUAUUGAAAGCCAUCUUGUCCAGUAUCAUGAGGUCAGAGGGGAUAGAAACAAACAAAACUGAAAGAACACUGGACCAGGCCUACUGCAAACUCACGUCAGGAAAAGAUACAUGGCAGGCAAUCCUAUUGUUUCUGCAUGCCCUGCUGUGUCAGUUCCAUCAGUUAUAGACUCUGACUUUAGCUAAAACUAUCUCAGCUUUAAUGUCUGUUCUCCAGCUGCAGCACUGAACACAUCCAUAUUGCUACCCAACAACACUAUGUUCUGGAGUGAUUUUUGAAUUGUGAUUACUUUGUUGUUAAAUUUUGUAGGAAGUAGAGUGAAACAAUUGUGAAUAAAAUAUAUUAAUAUUAAUUGGAUUGUUAACAAGGAGAACUUGCUAGCCUGUUUUAAGGAUUUGCGCUUCAGCACUUUCCAUUCAGUUCGACUCUUUCAUGAUGCCAGAGUCUGGGAAUUCAGUGGAUGACUACGUAACAACAAAAAAAACUAACUUUACUACUCUUACUGAAAAAUGCACAUUUUCAAUAUUUUAGCAUGUUUUCCGUUCUGCAUUUAUGCACUUUUAUUUCUAUAAGUUAGUUUUGUCACUCCCUGUUGUUCUUUCUCUUUGCUGUCACCUCUUCAUCAUCAACUAUGAAGAUGGAGAAUUCUUACAGGGAGUGACCUUUUUCUCUUAAAUUUUGUUUUUAGUUUGCAUAUUUUCCACUAAGUAAUUAGAGGAGAUAAUAUGAUGGUGCUCAGACCCAAUCUACCUGGCUCUGUCAUAUAUGAUAUCUGGUGAUAAUAUUUUGUCUUGUACAAAAAGAGUUUGUACAU
Molecule: messenger RNA, 6210 nt
Organism: Stegostoma tigrinum
Lineage: Eukaryota; Metazoa; Chordata; Chondrichthyes; Orectolobiformes; Stegostomatidae
Gene: kcnma1a
Product: potassium large conductance calcium-activated channel, subfamily M, alpha member 1a
Exons: 33
Coding region: 658-4581 (1307 amino acids)
Biological process (GO): potassium ion transport; transmembrane transport
Cellular component (GO): postsynaptic membrane
Molecular function (GO): large conductance calcium-activated potassium channel activity
Source: RefSeq, a predicted model, not a curated record